Messenger RNA from Necator americanus (New World hookworm), 2379 nucleotides. RefSeq lists its product as uncharacterized. The transcript is spliced from 22 exons. Bases 1 to 2379 code for a protein of 792 amino acids. Gene Ontology annotation, biological process: translation; glutaminyl-tRNA aminoacylation. Gene Ontology annotation, cellular component: cytosol; cytoplasm; aminoacyl-tRNA synthetase multienzyme complex. Gene Ontology annotation, molecular function: ATP binding; glutamine-tRNA ligase activity. The record is from RefSeq and is a predicted model, not a curated record. Lineage: Eukaryota; Metazoa; Nematoda; Chromadorea; Rhabditida; Ancylostomatidae.
AUGGCAAACCUAUUAUGGUUGGGCCUUUCAGAACAGAAAGCGAAAGAGACUGAGAAGAAUGCAACUCUGUUGAAGCAGUUGAGUUCUAUAAUUGCUGAAGCUGAAGAAGUGCUGAGGAAAGCCGGCAAAGGCAAAGAUGAACUGACAAAACAACAGGGGACGUUAUUGUACCAACUUGGGACGAAGAUUAAACAGCAAUGUGCUGGGAACAUUCCACUCGUCAUCAGUUAUAUCAUUAGCGGAGAAAUAAAGACAGAGGCGCAAGUUUCUGCUGCUCUGGAUUAUCUACUUGCCAAUGUUGUUCAUGACGUAGAAGUCCCUGCUUUUGAGAAAGCUUGCGGUGUUGGUGUUGUCGUUACUCCUGAUGAAAUCGAGGAUGCUGUUUCUGUUGUUGUUGGGAAGAACAAAAGCCAGUUGAUGACUGAUCGUUACAGUUUUAAUGUUGGAAAAUUGUUAGGCGAGAUUCGAUCGUCACUACCCUGGGCCGAUGGAGCAUACGUCAAAAAAGAAGUCGAUCUUCGAAUCCUCGAGCUACUUGGUCCGAAAACUAUUGAUGAUCUAAUCCCUAAGAAGAAGGUGAAGAAGGAGGAGAAGUCGCAAGAGAAGAAAACAACAACACAAAAGAGCGUUGGAACAAAGUUGACCUGCACUGUUGCUCUUCAAGAAAAUGGACUCUUAGAAGAAACUGAUGGAGCAGCCACCAUCGAAGAACUCAUGCGUACUAGAGCUCAUUUCCAUAAGGUUGGUGAAAACUAUACUACGGAUGGUUACAUUACAACACCGAAGACAAAAGAACUGCUGAGGAAGCACAUGGAAGCUACCGGUGGAAAAGUGAUCACAAGAUUUCCUCCUGAACCCAAUGGUGUUCUCCAUAUCGGUCAUGCGAAAGCAAUCAAUAUCAAUUUUGGUUAUGCCAAGGUUCAUGGCGGCUCGUGUAACUUGCGAUUUGAUGACACUAACCCGGAGAAAGAAGAGGAGAAAUUCUUCACUGCAAUCGAGGAUAUUGUUCACUGGCUAGGAUAUACACCAGCGCGAAUUACUCACUCUUCAGACAACUUCCAGCAGCUUUAUGAGUGGGCCGUGGAGUUGAUUAAAAAGGGCUAUGCCUAUGUUUGCCACCAAAAGGUGGAAGAUAUUCGAGGUUUCGAAGUCCAUUUUUCACCAUGGCGGGAUAGGCCUAUUGAGGAUUCUCUACGGUUGUUUGAGGAUAUGAAGAAUGGUAAAUUCGACGAAGGUGAGGCAACACUACGCUUAAAAAUGACACUGGAGGAGGGAAAAGUAGACCCAGUAGCGUAUCGGAUCAAGUACGUGCCUCACCACAGAACCGGCGAUAAAUGGUGUAUCUAUCCUACUUACGAUUAUACCCAUUGUCUGUGCGAUUCGAUCGAGAAUAUCACACAUUCGCUGUGCACUAAAGAGUUCCAAUCAAGGCGAAGUUCCUAUUAUGCACUGUGCAAUAUGCUUGAUAUUUAUUGUCCUGUGCAAUGGGAAUACGGUAGACUAAACGUCAACUAUACAGUGGUAUCGAAGAGAAAGAUCCUGAAAUUGAUUGAAUCGAAGAUUGUCAAUGACUGGGAUGAUCCACGGUUAUUCACGCUGACUGCAUUACGCCGUCGUGGUAUCCCAGCAGAGGCGAUCAACGCGUUCGUUGCUAAAUUGGGUCUCACAAUGACUCAAAUGGUCAUCGAUCCUCAUGUACUGGAUGCCACCGUUCGAGAUCAUCUGAACGUCACUGCGUCGAGAACAAUGGUAGUACUGGAAGGACUUAAAAUGACUAUUGAAAAUUUUGACGAAAUGAAUUUGCCAUCAGCUGUAACAGUGCCCGACUUCCCAUCUGAUCCAAAGUGCAGUAAGACGCAUCAAGUUGCGUUUGACCGCACUGUGUACAUUGAGAGAUCGGACUACAGACAGGGUCAGUGCGAGAAAGGUUUUCGAAGGCUAACUAAAGAUCAGCCAGUGGGAUUAAAGUACAUUGGAAUUGUGCUAAAUCUGAUUAGGGAAGUGACGGAUGCAUUCGGAAACGUGCAUGAACUACGGGUCCGAGCAUUACCGCUAACUGAAGAGAACAAGCCAAAAGCGUUCGUUCAUUGGGUGUCAAGUCCAGCAACGGCGGAAGUUCGAUUAUAUGACAGAUUGUUCAAAAGUAAAAAUCCGGAAGAUCCGAAUGAGGUCCCAGAAGGUUUUCUGUCGGAUGUGAAUAAGGAUUCUCUUACGGUACUCUACAAUGUGCUCAUUGAUAAAUCCAUCACUAACUCAAAAGUGUACGAUCGUUAUCAGUUUGAACGGGUCGGCUACUUCAGUGUUGAUCCGGAUACGGUGCCUGGUAAGGUUGUCUUCAAUCGCACUGUUCUGUUGAAGGAGGACGCUGGCAAGAGCUAA